Messenger RNA from Alternaria postmessia, 807 nucleotides. RefSeq lists its product as uncharacterized. Bases 1 to 807 code for a protein of 268 amino acids. The record is from RefSeq and is a predicted model, not a curated record. Lineage: Eukaryota; Fungi; Ascomycota; Dothideomycetes; Pleosporales; Pleosporaceae. The transcript has 2 exons.
AUGCUUAAAUGCCCACCACCUUACAACGUGCGACUCCUCCGGCACGAGAAACACCUCCUGGAAACGGAACGGAGGACGCUCGAGACAUUACACGAGUACACACAAAUACCUGUCCCUCAACUCAUCAAGUAUGAUGGUCACGGCGGACCGCUCAGCACACCAUUUCUCAUGAUGAGCCACAUAGCCGGUCGCAAGCUUUCGGAAUUUGCGCCGUAUCUUACAGCCAGCGAACGAAGUUCCAUCGACCAAACACUGGGUGUUUAUGUCCGCGCUCUCACUACGCUGUCAGCAACCCAAUUCGGCAUGACACACCGAGUCUUCGCCAAAAAGGGCAGCAAUUCCUGGCGCGAGGCCUUCCUCGCUCUCCUCGAAGCAACAAUCCGCGACGCGGAAGAUAUGCUCGUCAACGCACACUCUGAAAGCAUACGAUUCUGGGUCGGCAAGCACGCGCAAUGCCUAGAAGAUGUCAUUGAGCCGCGUCUUGUGGCCUUGAACGUAUGCGACCCCGAAAACGUGCUUAUCGACGAGCGUACUAAGCAGGUCGCUGGUCUGGUUGGUUUCUCAAACGUCAUCUGGGGCGAUCCGCUGAUGAGCGGCGGUAUGGCGGAUGGCAACGAAGCGUUCUUCGCCGGCUUAGGGGACUACCCGGUCAAGACUGCGAGUGCGAGGACCAGAAUGCUCAUGUACAAAACUUACAGAGCAACAGUGCGAAUUGUCGCACACCACUACCGGCCGCAUGACGGCAUCGAUGAACUUGGUGCGAGGCGAGAGUUGAGCUAUGCGCUCAACGACCUUGCAGCCAUCUAG